Molecule: messenger RNA, 397 nt
Organism: Staurois parvus
Lineage: Eukaryota; Metazoa; Chordata; Amphibia; Anura; Ranidae
Source: the annotation of a GenBank genome assembly
CACAGAUCCACAGAAAGAGCCAAAGAUGUCGGCUCAGUCAUAUGAUCAGUUGUGUCCAAUCAGAGCUGAUCACAUGUACACUGAUCAUCAGAGCACUGAUGAUCAGUGUACCCUGAUGAUCAGUGUAGCCCCAGCAGUGCCGCCUGUCAGUCUCCAUCAGUGCCAACGCUCAUCAGUGCCACAUCAAUGUCACAUACAGUAUCAGUGCCUACCAGUGCACAUCAAUGCCACAUAUCAGUGCCCAUCUGAGCUGCCUUUCAGUGUCACCCAUCAGUGCCAGUCAGUGCCACCUAUCAAUGCCAAUCAGUGCCACCUAUCAGUGCUGCCUAUCAGUGCCACCUAUCAGUGCCCGUAAGUGCCACCUAUCAGUGCCACCUAUCAGUGCCAUAUAUCAGUG